Molecule: messenger RNA, 795 nt
Organism: Fulvia fulva
Lineage: Eukaryota; Fungi; Ascomycota; Dothideomycetes; Mycosphaerellales; Mycosphaerellaceae
Exons: 2
Coding region: 1-795 (264 amino acids)
Source: RefSeq, a predicted model, not a curated record
AUGUCCCUUAACGAUCAGCAGAAGAUCAAGGAGAAAGCAGAGAGCAGUUCACUCUUCCGAUUUUCUCAUCCAUCGGAGGCGUCAAGUCGGAGCCACCAGAGGACCAUUCAAUCCCAUGCCACGCAGCAUAAGCACCGCGAGCGGCGGAAGCAGGCAGGUCGCAAGGUGGAAGCAGUAGCUAAGAAGCCCGCCAAGCGCCUGCGAACAGCUCGCCCAUACCAAGUUCUGCGAACCAAAGUCGAUACUGUUGGAGCACCGCUGGCGAAUGAUGACCCAAUCAGUCGGGAGUUCACUGCUCCGUCCUCAAGCGGCGAACAAGCAGCUCCAGGUACCGCUGGCCAACGCCUUGAGUUCGUGACAUGCUCUGACCCAGAUCAAUUGAAGUCGCCAAGCAUCCGCAAGAAGGUCCGAGUACAAGCUGGAAAGUCCUCGCAUCCUUCCGCUCUUCGUGCGAGGCAAGCAGACGACACUCUCGAGCUGAGUCACAAAGACCAGGACCGCGAAGGCCAUGCCGCCUCAAUCGACGAUUUCCACUUCCUCGACGCCGAACUGCAGCGUUUUUUCUCCGCCUGGCCAGGUCUGCAAAAGUCAAGUACCUUCGGCGUAUCGCAAGACACGUACGGCUUGGCCAUCGCCCAAUCUUCGCAGUAUGUGUCGGAUCUCGUUCUCCGAGACCAAAACUACCGCAUUGAGGAGGUCCUCGGUCGUUUAGGCUGUACGAUAGAGCUAGCCAUGGAUCACUUUCUGCUCAUCGUCUUCUCCCAGCCUCCCGGUCUCGAAGCAAAUUACAAGUGA